Molecule: messenger RNA, 2421 nt
Organism: Cladophialophora immunda
Lineage: Eukaryota; Fungi; Ascomycota; Eurotiomycetes; Chaetothyriales; Herpotrichiellaceae
Exons: 1
Coding region: 267-1976 (569 amino acids)
Biological process (GO): box C/D sno(s)RNA 3'-end processing; rRNA methylation
Cellular component (GO): small-subunit processome; box C/D methylation guide snoRNP complex
Molecular function (GO): RNA binding; histone H2AQ104 methyltransferase activity; rRNA methyltransferase activity
Source: RefSeq, a predicted model, not a curated record
CCCGGCUUGCUGCCUUGCCUCAUACAUUGCAUGACCUCCGUUUCUUCCUGGUUCUUCGCUUCUUCUUGCACCUCUCCAGCGACCAACUCGACGGGACCUCCUCGCCUUUAACUCGUCACUAACCACCACCUCAGAUGCGACUGCCAGCACGCCGAUCCUUGCUCUGCCUCUCUAUCCAGCCUCAAUGACAGCGACUGCCUCCAACCCAGCGAACGCUUCGACCCUGUCAGCUUAACUUAUCCAUACGGGAUUUCUCCAGCCUCACCAUGAAGACCACUUAUUCGCUAGUCGGUCUCCGACGUUGGUCGUGCAAGAGCAAGGAAUUACCUGUAGUCCCCACAAUCAAGGCGAUCCACGUUUACGACUUUGACAACACUCUCUUCAACAGUCCCCUACCGAACCCUCAGAUAUGGGCGCAGCCUACCGUCGGCCUGCUUCAAACAUACGAGACGCUGGCAUACGGAGGAUGGUGGCAUGACAACAGCAUCCUGGCAGCCACGGGAGACGGCCUUGAGAUCGAAGAGCCCCGCGCAUGGGAAGGUCACUGGAACGAGACUGUGGUCCAACUCGUCGAACUGAGCAGCCAAACCAAGGACGUCCUUACUGUCUUGCUGACUGGGAGAGGGGAGACAUAUUUCGCGGACCUGGUCAACAGAAUUUGCAACUCACGGAAACUCGACUUUGACAUGGUCGUCCUGAAGCCCGAGGUGGGCCCAUCAAGCCAGCAGUUCGAGAGCACCAUGGCGUUUAAGCAGGAGUUCCUCAAAGAACUGGUCUUCAGCUAUAAGAACGCUGAUGAGAUCAGGAUCUAUGAAGAUCGUCCUAGGCAUGUCAAAGGCUUCAGGGACUAUUUCGAGCGUUUGAACAAAUCAUUCCUCUCGCAUCCAGUCGACCAACCGCCUCCACCUCGGAAGCCCAUCACGGCCGAAGUGAUCCAUGUCUGUGAGCUGAAGACUACUCUGAACCCAGAGACCGAGGUCGAGGUCGUCCAGCGAGCCAUCAACCGCCACAACGAUGCAAUCUCCAACGGAGUUCCAACUCUCACCAAGACUGCCCGCAAGCAUUUGAAGAUCGACCAGCAAUUUUGCUACUUCGGGUAUAUGAUUAAUCAAACCGACUCUUCCCGGCUCCUGACACUGUUCAACAUCGCAGCUGGCUGGAUUGAUUCCGGUGAGGUCCGCCUUUUCGCGUCGAGUAUCCUCAUCACCCCUUAUUACCCUCGACACGAUGUUCUCAAGAAGGUUGGCGGACGUGGGAAGAAGGUCACCUGGCAAGUCACUGGCAUUGCCAAGUUCGAAGACCGUAUCUGGGCUGCCCGUGUUGCGCCAGUGACAGAAACGCAGAUAUACACCCAAGAUCCCACACCUCUUGUUGUGCUUGCCGUCCGAAAGGGAUCCAGACAGAUCGACGCAGCGAAAAUCCAGAACUGGCAAUCCGUCUCUCCGGACAAAGCUUUCAUAUUCGAGACCACAGUCGCCGAUAAGGUCAUGUUGAAAAUCGAAGACGAUCCCACCCGAACCCAACGUUGGUCAGGGGGCAACCGGAGGGGGCCUUUUGCCAACGAUAUGGAGGCGGGGCACAAGCGGAAAUAUGCUGCUGACGAGCCCAACUCGCGGAACAGAGAUUCGUAUGCACGCGUUGCAGCUGGGAGCGAUAGAGAUGAGGGUAGUUACGUCCCUAGAGGAGGCCGGUUUGCACAGCGCAAUCAACAAAGUAAAGCCAACUUCAACAACCGCAACAACCCAAACUUAUCCGGGAACAGAGGGAAUCAUCAAGGCGCGAACACUACGUCGAAACAACGCGGUGGUGGCCAAGGUGGGGGAGGUCCAAACAGAGGCAGAAACGGCGGUCCUGCCGGUGGAGGCGGCGGCAGAGGAGCCCCGGCUUACAAGAGUCUCGACGACUAUCCACCAGGAAACUUUGAUGGGGCCAAUGAUCCCAAGACUGGUUCAGGCGAAAUGGUUAUGAACUAUUAGGGUCUGCAUCUUCAGGCAGGCCAUGAUUUGUUGCAGGAUACGACACAGGAGCUGAGAUUUUGUUCGGGUCUAUGACAGGAUGAGCGGAUGCUGGAGCAUCCAUCGGUCGGGGGUCUUUAUUGCAAAGCCGGGUGUUCACGGGGAAUGUACUGUUCCUGGGAUGGGCCUUACUUGUAUGAUACCCAAAAAGGGCAGUUUGACUCGAUAUUUUAUGAUUGUUCUGCUCGAACGAAACCCGUUGCUAGGAGAGCGUUGCUGCUUCCAAAAGCAUCAAUGAAUUGUCGGCGCAGAACUGGUCUUGUCGGAGCUGCCUUUCCAAAUACGUCGCAGGAAUCUCAAUGGAACAGAGAAAUCUUGUAUGAUCAGUUUAGGCACGAAGAAAAGACGGAUCAUCUCAUGUGUUGCCAAGUGUAGCUGCUUCCCAUCCUCCAACAUGAUGCUCUGC